AAUAUUCCCGGAAAUCAUAAUUAUUUUGUUGUUAUCCUUUGGUCGUUAAUUCUUUGUUUAGCAAAAUUUUUUUGCUACGCAUUUGUUUUCAUUCAAAUUUUUUGUUAUUGUUGAAAAAAUGGGUGAAAUUAAUGAUGAAAUUAUCGAUGAAAAACCUCCUUUUUAUAAUUCAAUGGAAUUUCCAAACAAUGGUUUCGCUAUUCAACCAUCCAUAGCAUCAACAUCCACAGCAAACGAAUCUGAAACAAAAAAUAAAGAUGUAAAAGGAAAAGUUCGUAAAUCGAAAAAUAAAUCAUCAAAUAUGCAAAAAGUUGAUACCAAUGCUAAAUUAGAACGAAGUCGACAAAGUGCUCGUGAAUGUCGUGCUCGUAAAAAACUUCGUUAUCAAUAUCUGGAAGAUUUGGUAAAUAAACGUGAACAUGCAAAUAUUCGUCUGAUGAAAGAAUUUGAUCAGUUACAGGGAAUUGUUUCAUUGUUAUCAUCUGAUCAAUAUCACUUGGAAACUGUACGAGAAAAAUAUAAAUCAAUUCAACCGCCAAAACAAUAAAUUAUUCUAAUAUAAAAAAUACAUUUCAUUUUAUUUUGUUUCGUUUUGAAAUUUAUCUAUUUUAUUGUUUCAUCAUUUAUAGUUAUUAUUUGGAAAAAAUAAAGAUUUAAUAUAUAUAAAAAAUAUGAUCAUGAA
Dermatophagoides pteronyssinus (European house dust mite) is the source of this 682-nucleotide messenger RNA. It is a transcript of the gene REPTOR-BP, whose product is annotated as REPTOR-binding partner. Lineage: Eukaryota; Metazoa; Arthropoda; Arachnida; Sarcoptiformes; Pyroglyphidae. Gene Ontology annotation, molecular function: DNA-binding transcription factor activity. Gene Ontology annotation, biological process: regulation of DNA-templated transcription. The record is from RefSeq and is a predicted model, not a curated record. Gene Ontology annotation, cellular component: nucleus.